UACAUGACGACAACAGUGAGGAUCAGUUGAGAGCACAGGACAUGAGUGGCGAUGAGUGGACACCAGUGGCCGCGGAGUACGACCCCAUCCGAGUGGGCAGUAUUGACGGCACCGACACUACACCUCACGACAAGGCGACGAUCCGCGCCCUCACCUCGAAGCAUACGAUCGACACAUCCAUCAAAAGUGAUGCCAAGAAGACUAUAUUUGUGGCGCGACUUGACUUCAAUACACACGAAGACACCAUUCAUGCGGUAUUGCCUUUGAAUGGAUUUCUUUGAAUCUCUUGUAAUCAUUCA
Molecule: messenger RNA, 299 nt
Organism: Oppiella nova
Lineage: Eukaryota; Metazoa; Arthropoda; Arachnida; Sarcoptiformes; Oppiidae
Source: the annotation of a GenBank genome assembly